This is a messenger RNA of Ceutorhynchus assimilis (cabbage seed weevil), 501 nucleotides long. NCBI's taxonomy places the organism in Eukaryota, Metazoa, Arthropoda, Insecta, Coleoptera, Curculionidae. The record is from the annotation of a GenBank genome assembly.
GUGGUAAUGUAGCGAAGUUAAAAAGCGUGUCGUCACCAAAAUUGAGUGAAAAUUACCUUCAAAAAUAUGGAUUUAGAAGGUGCAGAAAUAGAACCAGAUUGGAAAAAGGUUGAACGGGACAUGAUCAAGGUUGGUCUCAAAAAUGGCCUAUCAGACGGACGGGAUUCAAAUUUUCAAAAAAGCUUUGAUACAGGUUAUAAAGAUGGAUUUCGAAACGGUUAUGAAUUAGGAAAAUUACAAUUUCAACGAACGCAGUUAAAUCGACCGGUUAGUGCACAAACAACUGAACUUCUUCAAAAUACCAGUACAGGAAUGUGCGUUGCGUGCACUAGCGAAAAGGACAAUGAAGAUGUUGCUGAUGUUCGGAGAAAGCAAAACGCAUUAUUUGGAGCGAACAUUGAAAAAAUUAAUCGGGAUUUUAAUAAAGACAAUCUUGACUAGUUGAAAUAAAGGCUAUUUUUUAACAUUGGCGAAAAUAAAUUAUCCCUAUUCUUACUCUAG